AUGACGAAGGACCAUACUCCACCACCAAACGAUUCAUACGCAAUUCGUGCCGAUGGAAAAUGUGAAUACCCGGAUACGACAGUCGUCUUCACCGAUCAAUAUUACUAUGAUUGCUCUUGGUGGUACGGCUGGGAUGGCCUACCAAUCUCCAACAUUCGCACCAUGUAUUAUUGGGUCCCAACUUUAUACGCUUCAGCAAUGUGCUUUUUUGGUCUUAUCGGACUGUUGCUUACACUUCGAUCCCUCUAUGUCAUACUUCGAUCUGAAGAAAUACCGGGAGCACUGAAAGUCUAUUUAUUUGCUGGCGGUCUCAUUUCGUUAUUCAAAAAUGGACAACUCUUUUAUCAAGCGGAAUGCGUGUACACGUUUGCGAUGCGAGAGGAUGUACGGCCGUCGGAAACAUAUAAUAGAUUUCACUGUAUGAACACCGAAAACUACCCCUAUUGCUGGUUUAUGGUGAAUCAAAUCGUGAUCGCGAUCGGACUCGGACUGCCUUACACAUAUCAUCUGAUCAGCUUUGGAAUGGGAAUGAACAGAUUCUUUGCUUUUCACUUCAAUGGAAAACUCUUGACUUGGGUUAACAUUGCGACCGGGCCUUGGAUCUUGCUUGCCUAUCUUCUUGGACCCGCUUUGUAUGUAACUCAAAUCAAUACAGGACUUUCUGAUUACGGAAAUCGCUUUGGGUACUAUGGAUACUACUUUCAUCCGAUCACCUAUGUGAUUGCUGACUAUUGGGCAAAUGUUUGGUAUCCGUACUGGGCACUGCAUGCUUUCGACAAAGCAACAUCCGUCUUGUGUGUCUGCAUAGCAGUUGUCGAGAUUCUAACGCUCUCCAAAAUCAAGUCCUUGAAAAAUUUUUCUUUCACUCAAAAGGCAAAAGAUGUGCUACUCCAGCAAAAGAUCAUCACUUGCCACCUUUUGCUAGGAUUCUCGUGGAUUUGCCAUUCAUUGUUCGACUACAAUUCAAACGCUUAUCGUUAUCGGGUGGCUCGUUUUGGAAAUUUCUUCACGCAGAAUCUCCCGGCUUUUGUCAUCAGUAUUGGAAUUCCUUUCACGGUAAUUCUCUUCAACCUAUCCGAGAGAUGGCUGCCUAGUUGCUUAAAAUUGGAAACGGUCAAGCUUCCCAAGCCUUUAACUUUCUCCAAAACAAAAGAAAGCUCCAAUCAACCGACGCAAAGCGAAUACACUUCAGCCGUUUUCAGCUCCGUAAACUCAAAAAGCGUGUAC
This is a messenger RNA of Mesorhabditis belari, 1227 nucleotides long. NCBI's taxonomy places the organism in Eukaryota, Metazoa, Nematoda, Chromadorea, Rhabditida, Rhabditidae. The record is from the annotation of a GenBank genome assembly.